Messenger RNA from Brachypodium distachyon (stiff brome), 1908 nucleotides. RefSeq names its product AP-2 complex subunit mu. The record is from RefSeq and is a predicted model, not a curated record. Gene Ontology annotation, biological process: endocytosis; intracellular protein transport. Gene Ontology annotation, cellular component: cytoplasmic vesicle; clathrin adaptor complex. The transcript has 13 exons. Bases 239 to 1555 code for a protein of 438 amino acids. Lineage: Eukaryota; Viridiplantae; Streptophyta; Magnoliopsida; Poales; Poaceae.
AUUCUGGAAAAAACACAAAAAAGCUCCUGGACGCUGGACGGGGAAGACGACUUGGUGCUCGUGCUGCCCCGAGAUCUAACCAAAACCCGCGUCCCAUAUCCAUCCCGCCCUCACCGUCCGGCGAUCCCCCAAGCAUACUAGAUCAUCCGCUCCGACUGGUAGCUGAGGGCGCACGGUGGAAGGGCUCGCCAGUUAAGGGUGCCAAGCGCUCGGGCAGCGAGCGGGCGGCGAGGAGACGAUGCCGGUGGCUGCGUCGGCUAUCUAUUUCCUCAAUCUUCGCGGGGACGUCCUCAUCAACCGCCUCUACCGCGACGAUGUCGGUGGAAAUAUGGUUGAUGCAUUCAGGAUGCACAUUAUGCAAACAAAAGAACUUGGUACAUGUCCUGUUCGGCAAAUAGGAGGCUGUUCCUUUCUUUACAUGAGGAUCAGUAAUGUUUAUAUUGUGAUCGUGGUUAGCAGCAAUGCUAAUGUCUCUUGUGCAUUCAAGUUCGUUGUGGAGGCAGUCGCUCUCUUCAAGUCCUACUUUGGCGGAACUUUUGAUGAAGAUGCUAUCAGGAACAACUUUGUUUUAAUUUAUGAACUUCUUGAUGAGAUUAUGGACUUCGGUUAUCCUCAGAAUCUCUCACCUGAAAUUUUAAAGUUAUAUAUAACUCAAGAAGGAGUUCGUUCGCCAUUUUCCUCCAAGCCUUCGGAUAAGCCUGUCCCAAAUGCUACUCUACAAGUCACUGGUGCUGUCGGUUGGCGAAGAGAGGGUCUUGUGUACAAGAAGAAUGAGGUUUUCCUGGACAUUGUUGAGAGUGUAAACCUUCUUAUGUCUUCUAAAGGGAAUGUCCUACGAUGUGAUGUGACAGGAAAGAUUCUUAUGAAGUGCUUCCUUUCUGGAAUGCCUGAUCUAAAGUUGGGAUUAAAUGACAAGAUUGGACUUGAAAAAGAAGCCCAACUGAAGUCCAGGCCUGCAAAGAGUGGGAAGACCAUAGAACUUGAUGAUGUCACAUUCCACCAGUGUGUCAACCUAACAAGAUUUAACUCAGAAAAGACGGUCAGCUUUGUGCCACCAGAUGGUGAAUUUGAAUUGAUGAAGUAUCGAAUCACGGAGGGCGUAAAUCUUCCCUUCCGGGUUCUGCCCACAAUUAAGGAAUUGGGCCGAACACGGAUGGAGAUUAAUGUGAAAGUUAAGAGUGUCUUUGGUGCUAAGAUGUUUGCACUUGGUGUUGUCGUCAAAGUCCCAGUACCAAAGCAAACAGCAAAGACGAGUUUCCAAACAACAUCUGGCAAAGCCAAAUAUAAUGCUUCAAUUGAUUCCCUGGUGUGGAAGAUCAGGAAAUUCCCUGGACAGACCGAGGCAACAAUGAGUGCCGAAGUUGAGCUGAUCUCUACAAUGGGGGAAAAGAAGUUAGCGAACAGGCCACCAAUUCAGAUGGAAUUCCAGGUCCCGAUGUUCACAGCUUCCGGUUUACGUGUUCGCUUCCUUAAGGUGUGGGAAAAAAGUGGUUACAACACCGUUGAGUGGGUUCGCUACAUCACAAGGGCUGGAUCAUACGAGAUAAGGUGUUAGUGACCAGCAAAAUGGUAUGGGCCAUGGGCUCCUUUGAACAGUUCUUUCAAGGAUUCGUGGAGAUCUUUUUGUACGGCGUCAUGCAUGAUCAAAAAGCGCGUACAUAUCUGUCAGCAGAAGGUUAUUCUGAAAUAAACAAAAAAAUCUGUCAGCAGAAGGCAUAUCAGAGCAGAAAAAAUUCCUAUGUUCCUUGUUUUCAUUUUGACAUGGGAUCUGUACUUCCCCGCUUGUCCUUUUUGUGUGGUAGGGCAAAUUUUAUUGUAUAUCUGGCUGUAGUGUUCGUUCUUGUCGACCAAUAUACCAAUUAUGAGUUUGUGCUGCUCUUUUCUUAAAUGGAUGUAUGGAACCAUGAA